Molecule: messenger RNA, 1060 nt
Organism: Myripristis murdjan (pinecone soldierfish)
Lineage: Eukaryota; Metazoa; Chordata; Actinopteri; Holocentriformes; Holocentridae
Product: aldo-keto reductase family 1 member D1-like
Exons: 9
Coding region: 1-981 (326 amino acids)
Biological process (GO): bile acid biosynthetic process
Molecular function (GO): Delta4-3-oxosteroid 5beta-reductase activity
Source: RefSeq, a predicted model, not a curated record
AUGACUCUGACUACCAAGAACCACAGGAUCCCCCUGAGUGAUGGAAAUUAUAUUCCUCUACUUGGAUUCGGCACGUAUGGAGACCCAAGAACGACAUCCAAAGGCACAACACGAGAGAGUGUCAAGCUGGCAAUAGAUGUGGGCUACAGGCACAUUGACGGGGCUUUGGUGUAUUUCAACGAGCAUGAAGUUGGUCAAGCUAUUAGAGAGAAAAUUGCUGAUGGAACUGUCAGAAGAGAGGACAUAUUCUACUGUGGAAAGUUGUGGAGUACUUUCCAUCCACCAGAGUUGGUGAGGCCAACCUUGGAGAAGACACUGAAGGCCCUGCAACUAGACUAUGUGGAUCUCUAUAUCAUUGAGCUUCCUAUGGCCUUCAAGCCUGGUGAGGACUUCUACCCUAAAGACAAGAACGGGAAGUACAUUUACCAUCAUACAGACCUCUGUGCAACAUGGGAGGCUUUAGAGGCUUGCAAAGAUGCAGGGCUUGUCAAGUCUCUAGGAGUCUCCAACUUCAACCGCAGGCAGCUGGAACUGCUGCUGAAUAAGCCAGGCCUCAAACACAGACCUGUUUCCAACCAGGUUGAAUGUCAUCCAUACUUCACACAGCCCAAGCUCCUGGACUUCUGUCGUAAGAAUGACAUCGUGAUCGUAGGUUACAGUCCAAUUGGCACCUCAAGAGACCCAUCCUGGGUGAAUUUAGAAUGCCCUCCACUGCUGGAGGAUGAGCUGCUUGUGUCCAUUGGGGAAAAGUACAACAAGAGCAGUGCACAGGUUGCCCUGCGUUUCAACGUUCAGAGAGGAGUGGCCGUCAUCCCCAAGAGCUUCAGCCCUCAGAGGAUCACACACAACUUCCAGAUAUUUGAUUUUUCACUCACUGAGGAUGAAAUGAAAGCCAUUGAAGCAUUGAACAAAAACAUCCGUUUUGUUGUGCUGCCAAUGUGGAGUGACCAUCCAGAGUAUCCAUUUCAUGAUGAAUAUUGAAGGUCUCUGUUUUUAUUUUCCCAUGGGAUGUGUAUCACUUCCUGAUUUUAACCUCUGAUGUUAAUGUCCACAACAUAUC